CACAAUGCACAACAGCAGAAUUAAUAACAAGGGUGUGUGAGUGAGUCAACUCUUUUUUAUUUAAAAUUUCUUUCCCAACUUUUUCCUAUACUCUCUGUUAUUACAGGCCCUAUAAAUGGAUGGAUGAUUCUAAAAUAAGAUCAUCUGUGCUUGAUGUUACAAUGCUGCAUGCUGGAGCUCUCAGUUUCCUGCCACACGUCACGCUCCUCCUUUCUCAAACAAAAAAACAAGAGAGUUUCACUUUCAUUUCUCCUAAAGCUGUCUUUAUCUCAGAGUCUCUGUGUAAGUCCCUACUCUUUGAAAGGGUAAUGGAGUCCAAGCUGCAGGAUGAGUUUAUCUGCUCUGUGUGCCUGGAGCUGCUCAAAGACCCCGUCUCUAUUCCUUGUGGACACAAUUUCUGUAUGCAGUGCAUUUCGGAAUGCUGGGAUCAGAUGGGAAUCUGCAGCUGUCCACACUGUAGGGAGACCUUUAACCCGAGGCCUGCAUUGCGCAAAAAUACUCUGCUGGCUGAAGUCGUGGGGAAAAUAAAGAAGUGCAGUGUGGAUUAUAAAAUAUCUCAAGGUGUCCUGGGACUGGAUGAUGUGGAGUGCAAUUUCUGUAUUGGGAAGAAUAUCAGGGCUGUGAAAUCAUGCCUGACCUGUCUCGCUUCAUUCUGUGAGUUACAUGUUCAGCCUCACUAUGAGUUUGCUACCUGGAAGAAUCACAGACUCACUGAUCCAAGUCGACAUCUGCAGGAGAAGGUCUGUCAACAGCAUCAGAAAGCUUUGGAACUCUUUUGCAGAACUGAUGAGACAUGCAUCUGCUGUUUGUGUGCAGUAACAGGACACAGGGGUCAUGAGACCGUGGAGCCAGAGACACAAAGGGCUAGAAAGCAGACUCAGCUGAGAGGAAUGCUGAUCAGAAUCCAAAAGGAAAUCCAGGAGAGGCAGAAGAAUUUGAACAAGAUCAAGCACAAGGCUGCUGCAAUUAAAUUGUCGGCAGAUAAGGUGGUGCAGAAAAGCGAGAGAACCUUCACGGACAUGAUCGAAUGUAUUAAAGCAACCCGCAAGCGAGUGACCGAACAAAUCAGAGAACAUGAAAAGAAUGAACUAAGUAAGGUUGACGGAGCCAUGGCAGAACUGGAGAAGGAGAUUGAAGAGUUAAAGAAGAGCGAGGCCGAUCUAACUGAACUUUCGAGGACAGACGAUCACAUCUAUUUCCUUCAGACUUUUUCAUCUUUUUGUGUCCCCCCUGGAGCUGGAGAUCCAGUAAGUGUCACUGCUACUGCCACUGCAGACUUCUUUUAUGAGGAACUCAGGAAGAAGGUGUCCCAUCUGAAAGAGUGCGUGGAGAAGGUCAGCAUAUGGGCAACUGAAAGCUUGUCUCAGACAGUUACUAAAGCUCCAAUUUACACCAAACCAUCUUUAGCUCUGCAGGACAGGGAGGACUUCUUGCAAUAUUUUUGUCACCUCACACUGGACCCAAAUACUGCAAAUCGAGACCUCUUUUUGUCUAAUGACAACAGAAAAGUGACAGGGAUGAGAAAUCCUCAGAUACCUCCUGACCACCCCGACAGAUUUGAUAGGCUGACCCAAGUGCUCUGCAAAGAGGCUUUAUCUGGAGCUCGAUUCUACUGGGAGGUGGAAUGGAAAGGCAGAGAAGCAGAGAUAGGAGUCGCCUAUAAGGGAAUCGGCAGGAAAGGACGUGGUGCAGAGUGUCUCUUGGGGUACAAUGACAAUUCGUGGAGUUUGUGCUGCAGCGACUCCUAUUACUGUGUGCAGCACAAUAAGAUAGUGACUAGAAUAACUGCCCCCUACUGCUGCAUAAUAGGUGUGUACUUGGACUGGCCAUCAGGUUCUCUCUCAUUUUAUAGUGUCUCAGAGAAAAUGACCCUUCUGCAUAGGUUUCAUACCACAUUUUCUGAGCCACUCUAUCCUGGGUUUCGUCUCAAUUAUGCGGAUUGUAGUGUUACAAUCUACACUCAUACCUCAUCACCUCAGUGAUCAGAAUUUUACUCCAGUCUUACGCUGAGUUAUAGUUGUGACAUUGGCGUUCAAAAAUACACAUAAAAAAAACACACACCCCAUAAUUACAGUAUGUCAUGGAUCUAACUGCUGAAACCUCUGUCAUGAUCUACACUAGUAGGCUGAAAUGAAAACGUUCAUGUGGAUUUGGUAAAACAGAAGGGUAGUGGGAUAUGAUGUUGAAGAAAAGCUUAUGUUAAUUUUGUCUUUUAUCUACAGUAUAUACCUUUACUUUGGGAGUACCUGAUAUCCCUUAAUUGUCCUGGCUAUGAAUGAUGAAACCAGGGGGCACCACUUGGGCCUUGGCCUGGGAUACUUUUGGCCUAUUGCAUUCUGUGUUGUUAUAUUUUAUGUAACCUAUGGAGCAAGACUGGCGGUAUAGGGGAGUGAUGUGUGUUGUUGUUCUGCUGGCAAAAAAGAAUUUCUCUGUGAUUGUUAGAUGUAACAAUAAAUGUGAACUUAACUGA
Messenger RNA from Erpetoichthys calabaricus (reedfish), 2470 nucleotides. Its product is annotated as tripartite motif-containing protein 16-like. Gene Ontology annotation, molecular function: zinc ion binding; protein binding. The record is from RefSeq and is a predicted model, not a curated record. The coding region runs from base 120 to 1982 and encodes 620 amino acids. The transcript has 6 exons. NCBI's taxonomy places the organism in Eukaryota, Metazoa, Chordata, Cladistia, Polypteriformes, Polypteridae.